AUGUCAAAAUCAUUUUUAUUCUAUGGUGCUUUGAUUUACACAUUCUUCUUUGCAGGACCGUGUUUAGUUCAAUUGAUAGGUGGAUCAAUUUAUAAAGGACAAUGUCCGUAUUGGCCAAGUUUACCUUUGCUAAGUCAAACUCAAGGUUCAUUGGGAAUUAUUUUGUUUUUUAUUGUCAUAUUCGCACAAUUAAGUUUUCGGUAUGAAGCAAUGGGUCUUUGUGUAGGUUUUACCAUUUUGGGUAUUUUAAUUCAUAUAACACAAAUAAUUAUCUGUAUCUAUGCAACAAUUGCUUCGUUUGUCGAGUCUGGGAAAGGUGUUAUGCAAUAUGAUGAUGCAACUUUAUCGACGUAUUGUCAUCCGAAAUUGAUCGAUGUUUGUAAAGCAACAUCACUUGUUGAAAAUAUUCUUCCUCCUCUUCUCGGCUGUAUUUUUGGAUUUAUUCAAGGAUGUAGAUGA
Molecule: messenger RNA, 459 nt
Organism: Adineta ricciae
Lineage: Eukaryota; Metazoa; Rotifera; Eurotatoria; Adinetida; Adinetidae
Source: the annotation of a GenBank genome assembly